AUGGAGGAAGACUCUUACUCGUUUAAAUUAAACUAGGCUUAUCUCGAAGAUUCAAAGAUUUCAUUUAUGAAACUCAGCUAAAUCAUUUUCUAAUCUAUGAAUGAUAAAAUUAAUGUUGAGCUUAAUAAUACUUCAAUAAUUGGCUGCUUCAAAGUAGACAAAUACUCAAUGAUUGUAAUAGAAGACAUAGAAUUUGAAAAUAUGAAUAUCACACUAAGCAAUUUCAAGUUAACAAGAAAUAUCCUAGGAGAUGCAUCAUUUUUCGAAUUCAAGCAUCUCUCCAAAAUCUUAAGGAUUGAUAAAGUUGAAAUAAGAAAUAACUCUGGAAGAUUGUUCAAUUUCAUUCCUAAAUCACCAUAAAGUGAUAUGCUAUAGUUAAUCAAUGUAGCAAACACUAUUUUUGUUGGAAACUAUGGUAGAAUAUGA
Stylonychia lemnae is the source of this 426-nucleotide messenger RNA. NCBI's taxonomy places the organism in Eukaryota, Ciliophora, Spirotrichea, Sporadotrichida, Oxytrichidae. The record is from the annotation of a GenBank genome assembly.